CUACACUGCUUUAUAUGUCUCUCUCCACUAUCUUACUCGUCCAGAACAAGUCUUCUUCUUUCUUCUAUUCUAUCAACUUAUAUAUAAAAUCCAAACUCCAGUUUUCAUCUAUCCAUCUCAGCCAAACACAUUUCUCUUCUAUUCCUAUAUAUCUUUAACACUAACCUUUUCUUUUUCUUUAUUUUUUCAAACAAAAUAUCCAUAAUAUUCCUUCUUGUUAAGAAAAAGGAAAUUACAGAAAACAAAAUCUGCUACUAUGUUGCCAAGAAGUAGAACUCUUCCAAGCAGAAUCCAUCACGGAGCUAUAGAAGAAAGGCAUGACAUAAAGCACUACUUACAACUUGAAGUACAACCAGUAGCUAAAAGUACUCGUAAUAAUCCUAAUCCUAAUGAAAAUGGAAGUGAAGCAAUAAAUCCUCAACCCAACUAUUCCAAAUGCUUUGAUGAUGAUGGCCGCUUGAAGAGGACCGGGACAUUUUGGACUGCAGCUUCUCAUAUAAUUACAGCUGUGAUAGGGUCCGGAGUGCUAUCAUUGGCAUGGGCCAUAGGGCAGCUGGGUUGGGUUGCAGGGCCAGCUGUUAUGUUGCUUUUUGCCUUUGUUAACCUCUAUACUUCUAACCUACUAGCCCAGUGUUACAGAACUGGUGACCCUGUCAAGGGACACAGAAAUUAUACUUACAUGGAUGCUGUCAAGGCUAAUUUAGGUGGAAAGAAAGUUUUUUUCUGUGGGUUGAUUCAAUAUCUGAAUUUGUUUGGUGUUGCAAUUGGCUAUACUAUUGCCGCAUCAGUUAGCAUGAUGGCAAUAAAGAGAUCAAAUUGUUUCCAUGCAAGCGGAGGGAAAGAUCCAUGCCACAUGUCAAGCAAUGGAUACAUGAUAGCAUUUGGUAUUACAGAAGUUAUAUUUUCUCAGAUACCUGACUUUGAUCAAAUAUGGUGGCUUUCUAUAGUUGCAGCUAUAAUGUCUUUCACUUACUCCACAGUUGGUCUUGGUCUUGGCAUUGGCAAAGUUGCAGGAAAUGGAGCAGUCAAAGGAAGUCUUACUGGUAUCAGCAUUGGGACAGUAACACAUGCAGGAUUAGUCACUGCUACCCAGAAGCUCUGGAGAAGUUUCCAAGCUCUUGGAGCUAUUGCCUUCGCAUACUCUUAUUCUGUCAUUCUCAUUGAAAUUCAGGACACAGUAAAAUCUCCUCCUGCAGAAUACAAAACUAUGAAGAAAGCAACUACUUUUAGCAUUGCUGUGACAACAAUUUUCUACUUACUAUGUGGAUGCAUGGGCUAUGCAGCUUUUGGUGAUAGUGCACCUGGAAAUCUUUUGACUGGUUUUGGAUUCUAUAACCCUUAUUGGCUGCUAGACAUUGCCAAUAUUGCGAUCAUUGUGCACCUUGUCGGCGCAUACCAGGUGUACUGCCAGCCAUUGUUCGCAUUUGUAGAAAAAUGGAGUGCUCAUAAAUGGCCAAAGAACGAUUUUGUGACAGCAGAAUAUGAAAUACCUAUCCCCCAUUGUGGUGUUUACCGGUUGAACUUCUUCCGGAUAGUUUGGAGAAGCAUAUUUGUGAUAGUGACAACUCUAAUUGCUAUGCUGAUGCCUUUCUUCAAUGAUAUUGUUGGAUUGCUUGGUGCUCUGGGAUUCUGGCCAUUGACGGUUUAUUUCCCAAUUGAGAUGUAUAUUUCUCAGAAGAAGAUCGGACAGUGGACUAGCCGGUGGAUUGCCCUUCAGAUUCUCAGUGUCUGUUGUCUCUUCAUCACCAUAGCUGCUGCUGUUGGCUCAGUGGCCGGAGUUGUUCUUGAUCUCAAAACCUACAAGCCAUUUAAAACUAGUUAUUGAAAGAAAGUUAUAGCAGCUUCUGUUGUGUGAGUAGUAGUUACAAAUAAUUAAGAAAAAUCUAGCUGUCUAUGCAAAUGUAUUCAAGCAACUGUUAAUGUUAAUUUGAUCAGCAGGUGUUAUUUCAAGUUGAUAUAA
Messenger RNA from Jatropha curcas, 1960 nucleotides. RefSeq names its product amino acid permease 4. NCBI's taxonomy places the organism in Eukaryota, Viridiplantae, Streptophyta, Magnoliopsida, Malpighiales, Euphorbiaceae. The record is from RefSeq and is a predicted model, not a curated record.